Guillardia theta CCMP2712 is the source of this 516-nucleotide messenger RNA. RefSeq lists its product as hypothetical. The record is from RefSeq and is a predicted model, not a curated record. Lineage: Eukaryota; Cryptophyceae; Pyrenomonadales; Geminigeraceae. The transcript has 7 exons. The coding region runs from base 1 to 516 and encodes 171 amino acids.
AUGGCGAGAGUUGGCUUGCGUAUCUGUCUCCUCCUCCUCCUGACCUCGGGGGUCGACAGCUUGUAUUCCACUGAUUCCACGAUGGACACUGAAGAAUUUGAUGACAAGCUCACGCAGCUGUACUUGACUAGGAAAUAUGAUGAGGUUGCGGAUAACUGCACUGAGGACGUCGGUUUGAACUGGAACAUUCCUGAGUUCAACUUGGAGUCUAUGCAAUCGAAUCGGCCCAUGUACCCAUGGACUGAGGUUGUGCCGGAAGACAGUAUCUGCAUCCACUGGCGCCAGCACAAGCAAUCCUGUCGCCUCCUCCGCCCAAAAGAUCGCGUGGACGGCCCGAUGCCUCCUCGAGCAAACUCCUCAGCGAUCGCUUGCGCUUAUCCGCUCGACGACCCUCACGCUAAGAAAGUGAUGGAGCGCAUGAACCCUUGGUGCCUGGAGUGGGUACCAGAGGACCCUGACGCUCUGACCUACGUUGCCCCUGGAACACCGAGAAAGCUGAAAGAGCAUACCAUGUGA